GUGACCAGAGCUGACAGCAGCUGUGGCAGCGCAUUGGAAAUAUGCUCUAACGAGGAAAUCGAAUUCCAUUGUCCACUACUUGACCAGGCUAUGAAGUCUAAUCAGUACCAAAGUCUUAUAUGGUCUGUGUUCGACCCAAAGAACCCAUCAGCGGAAAAGGAGAAUAUAUUUUACUGUGGGGAAAACCCUUUGAACUGUGCGACUUAUAAACUGAACAUUUAUAACGGACGAAUCUCUGUCAGAAGUCCUGUUCCAGGGAAACUGCUUUUGAAACACUUGACCAAGAAUGAUUUGCUGACCUACACCUGUGAAAUACAGCUUAAAGAUAUCAACCUCGGCCAACUUGUUUGUAGAAUGAAUAUCACCUCGUCAGUUUAUUGUAAGUUUAUAGUGAUUAUUUUUCGCUUUUCGGAGUGGGCCCCCGCCUUAAUUGCUUUCCCUGACAAACUACCUUUUCUUGCAACCAAAGGAAAAGUAUCGCCUAGACACUUAGUUAGAUUGGCCAUUUGGUCGAACAAUACGCAUAGCAAACAAAAUUGAAUGUUUCUUCUAUUGGGAAAUCAGUCCAUUCAACCAGUUCAAUUAGUAACCCGACGAAUUCCGAAAACGGAUUUUAAUUCGAUGCAUCGCAAAGAAUUACUUUUGUAAGUAAAGUACGGUGACUACGGGGUACAGACCUCAGACAACGACAUCAUUUAUCCAUUCUUGAUGGGUCUAUAUUCAUUUUCCCACUUUGCAUAAAACUUUAUUAAUACGCAACAGCAUUAGAUCAUCCAUGGUAUGAGAAAGUCUGAAUUGCCCCAUCCAUAGUCGACUAACUUAUGCGUAGUCACCAGGCUUAUCUCGAUCCCUUAUGUUCAUUGCAACCAAUAACGACCGAAACUCUCCUCACAAACUGAGUCAACUAGCCUGCCUCGGAUAGGUGUAAGGAACAAUAAGAAGAGGUCUUCAGCCUGGGAGAAGCGUGGUAAAGAUGCAAGGUGUGAAGCUAAGGGGGAGGAAAAUCAUUACCUACAUUUACAUGCUUACCCUGUUUGUUGGUUCUCUCCCUUGCUCCGAGAGGUUUUUGUCCGGUACUCCGGUUUUCCCCUCUCCUUAAAAACCAACAUUUCCAAAUUCAAAUUCGAUCUGGAACACAUAAACUCCUAAGUGAUCCGUGGGUAAACAAAUUGCAAAUUACGCACUGAUUCCCCUCUUCUUCUUUUGAAGAUCUUGCUAGCCUUGGUGAGCGACUAACCUAACUCAUUUUCAAGUCCAUAUCUUUUUACAGACAGAGCUUUCCUGCAUGAAUUAAUUUACUUUUUUUCUAGGUAUGACCGCGCAUACUGGUCAAAACGUUAGUCUGACCCCGCAAAAAGAAAGGGAAAAACAGCUGUCCAAAAACUUAUUGGAUGAAGACAUCUGGUGGUCCAUGAUUGAAGACAAUGGAAGAAAGUGUAGAUUCCUCUACUGUAAUGCCACAGCAUACUGUGCUUUUAGAAAGGAUCCUUGCUAUGAAUCCCGUGCAGAGUUCUUCAAAAGACUUGAGAUCGAGGAACUGUCAUUAACUUUGACCGACGUCCGGCAAGAAGAUUGUGGGUCAGUAUUUCAACGUCAAAUUCACCCUAACAGGUUGAUGAAAAGACGAGCUAAGCCGUGGCAUGAAUUAUAUACGGUGAAGAUUCAAAAUGUUUUACCUUCAGGUUAGUGGUAUAAAUAUCUGUUCAUUAUGCACCUUUUGAUAAACCAUUACCCAGAGGCAAUCCUCCAGCAGGGAGAUUUGAGCGCGGUGUAGGAGCGGGGUUUAGAUCAAAUGUCAAAUGGAGCAGUUAGUGGCCAUUUUACUCUCAGUAACUUGUCAAGUUUCCGUGAUCACCCGCGAGCCUUACCCGAGACCACGAGGUCCGACAGCAAGAAUAAAAUGUUGUGUUACGAGAGCCUCCCCGAAGAAUUGCGUUUAUUGAAAUAAUCAAAAUGGUCCUUCGAGCCGGAUUUAAACUGUGUAGCCAGCUUUAGGAUGGAUGAACAUAAAAAAGCGCACUUCUUGAUACCGCCGCUCCAGUUUAUAUGCAGGUAUUUGCCGCGGAGUCGUCUAGGACAGGGUGCUGAUCUCAAGAUUUUUAACACUUACUAAAUGAGGCUUGGUAUGAUUUGAGGACAUUAUGCAAAUUGAGAAGAAAGAACGGCCUCGGUGCAUAACAUCCUCCGAGAUCAGCAUAAUUCUUCACACCAUGCAGAGCCGAAUUUAAUAAUUGUGUUAUCAUUCAUUCAAAAUAUUUCUAAGUUUUAACAAGCUUACCUCACCGUAGACUUUCUUCAAAACUUUGGGCUAUUUUUGGGCACGGUUUCAGGAUUAAACAGAUUUUCUUCAGUGGAAGAUACUCUUCUAUCUAGCAAUAUAUUUGACGUAUUCUGGCAUUUCGUCCGUUCAGUUUUAGCCAGAAAUUGGGUCAGCCAUUUCGUUUUCGGAUAGCCUUGAACGCUAUUUUUUCUAGUUCCCUCUUGAACAAACAACUAUAGCGGCCACGCCUGGAGUCGCAGGUAAUGGAUGGUAUGUAUGGUAUGUUGCCCAAGGAGCCUCAUUUCCAAUCAAUACAAUCGAAUAGAUGUUAAAUUAAUUGGCUCGCAUCUUCCAAAUUUGGUCAACUGUAGUUGGUUAUGAAGAUUUUUAGCCGGGGGCUUUGAGCCAAUCAGAAACGGUGAAAUAGUUUGAAUGAAUUUUAAAAAGGAAUUAAUAUAUGUUUCAUGAUUUUCAUUCUAGAAGCGAAAUUAACAGAAAAAUAGAGACUUGGAAAUGAGAAUAAGAUUUUCGACCUCUGAUCUAAAAGAUGGUUUCAAAAAUAAAGCUGAAUAGGUAUGCUAGUCUAUGAAUAUUGAAACGAAGUGACCGUUUGGUACACCGACAUCUAAAUGAGAUUUUUACAUUUCCUUUUACAGAUUCAGAUCCCAGCAUCACUAACUCGCAAAGUACUCCUACAGAUGAUAGCAGUACAACAUAUACACCACCGACAUCCUCAGCUAAUUGUUGCCAAGUCUCCUGCUCUACUUUCACUGUAUUGGCUUGUUUUUUGAUAGCAGCUUACUUUUUCACGCUGUAUUGAGUUCAACAACUGUUCCAAGCAAGCAAUCAUUCAUGUGGGGUUGUAGAAAUGCCGUAAUGAACAGUCGCAUAAUGGAAAAUAGUGUUUUUGCAAAAAGACUUGCGAUGAAGCUGUCGGCGCCGGAUAAAGUGAUGCCUGGGUUCGAGGUCAUGGAAACUAGCCUGUUUCAGGCUUAGCCGAGAAAGUCGGGUUUGCGAAAUUGAAAAAGCACGAGCACGACAACAAAACGGGAGCAAACUGGGGAGAGGAAGGGUAUAUCUGAAUUUUCGCGUGCUGUCACGGUGAUAUGCAUAUGGGUACCCCCGUUCCUAAAAUCCUAGUGAUAUGGGUAUCCCCGGUGACCCAAACCUUAACUCUAACCCAGAUCGCUAAGGUAAUAUAUAUGAGAGGGGGAUACCCAUAUCACUAGGGUUUUGGGAAUGGGGAAGCCCAAAACGAGGAGAUGCCCGUAUCACUGUAACAGUGCCUCUCACUUACGCGUCAUCCCCUCUAUCUGAGAGCCUGGAACAGGCAGGAAACUGCAGAAAAUUAAUAUACUACUGUUACUCAGAAUGGUAAACUCUGAUAUAAUAUCUAAAAAACGAUAUUUUUUAUUGCGUGUAUUUAUUAAAUAAAGCAAUUAUUGGAUGAGGCUGACAUGAUCUGAAGAAUUAUGCUUUCGAGGAGGUUGUUAUCCGCCUAAGGCUUCUCGGAUGUCGUCCCCGUUUUGUGGCCAAUACGGGAACUAAGAGUGUGAUUCGGCUUUUUCUGUUUUUUAAUAUAAAAUAGGUGGUGUAGAAUCCGUGCACGGACCCAUUGGUCUUUAAAACCGACAAAAUUUACAUUGAGUUCAUUUUGAAUUCUUUAAUUUCUCCUAGAGUAUUUCCGCGCUCCAUUUGCCGCACAUACGUAAUAUUGUUUUUUGCCGCGGUUUAUUAUUUCUCGACUCGCGGAACGCGGAAAUAUCGCGAUGCCCAAAUUUUACUUUUCUCUUGAAUACACCCUGCAGUGACCAUUGCCAUCGUGACCUUCGCGAAAAACACUUCAACAUGUGCUGUUAGAUGGUUCAGUUUUAUUUUGUUUGUAGUGCGUAAACAAGAGUUCCUUUUACAAUGCAAGCGACCCUGAAUCAAGAUUUAGGCUAUAUUAUUACAUGGGCUACAGGAAUGGGAUGCGUUUACAAAACAUUCAUGCAUGCAAUAAGAUCGAUGUGUCAGCGUUAUGUUUUGCUUUAUAAGUAAAAUCAGCCAAGUAGAACUCCAAAAGGGAAUUUCUCGUCCUAAGGGAAAUUUCCCUUAAGCUUGGGUUCUAAAUUAAAAUCCCCGUCAAAAUCUAGCUGGAGUCGGCUUGCGAGGGUUAGUUCUGUUGGAACUUGAUACCGAGUAGUGGCACAGUUAGAAAUCAUCGCUAUGUCUACAUUUCGUAGAAACCCUCAAAGUCUUUGUACAGCUUUCGCAGUCUUGGCAUGCAUAGUCAUAAGUAAGUUUUACUUGUUACAUUGUGAUCUCUCCGAGUGUUUUUAUUGAAGUUAAGUGACUUUGUUCCUUUGCACACCUUUCAUUAACUAGGGGCAAUCACAGAGGCAUUGUUGUUUGUUAUGCGUGUAAAAAAGCUUAUUCUUAUUUGCUGAACUAGUGUGCAGGCCAAUUCAGCCCACAACGCUUCAGUUGCAUAUGUUUAUGAUGAUAAUAUAUAUCAUAUUAUUAUUUUCGUAUACUCAUACGGGAACCUCAGAUGUCUCUUACCCAGCAAGAACGUUAGAGACCAUUCGAUCACUCUAGAUGACGUCUAGAUGAGUCGGGGAGAUGUCCCAAAUAUUCAGAAUAUUCACUUAGGAGAUCCCAGGGAAAAGUAUUCCAUAACUUGUCUUCUUGAAGAGCUACCGUUAACAGUUAAUUUUUGACGGAAUUCACUGCUCAGUUGAGAAUGAGUCGUAUAAAUCAACGAUUCAGUGGAAAAAAUCAGCGAUGCAAAUCCAUAAAAUCGAUGCUUCAAGCAUUGGGGCAAGAAGCCCGCUUACUCACUCGUUCUGAUACAUUUUGAUAACAUUCUUUUGUCAACGCAAAAAAAAAUUAAGUUCUCCUUUCUACCUUUAGCCGAACGAAUUUUGACCACUUAGUAUUUGGAAGAUUUCAGCUCGGGUUGAUCUUUCAAGGUGAGACCUUCCAAGUCUCAUCCUGGAACAUGGAAAAAUGUCUAGCUUGGUCACCGAGAUUGAUCUUUUAUGAGAAUAUAAACCGCAUUUAUAUAUGAACACAUCAAGACUGAUUUUUACAAGGGGGACACAGCGGGUGAAGAGAUAUCUGGGAAACCGACAGCUCAACCGAGCCAGCGCGUUUGACCAGACUCAGACACCGGUUGGGGUACUCCCUUACAAGAGGCUAAUAGGGAUGUGCCGCUGAAUGGGGUCGCAUUUUCAUGACUGGAUUGACUAUAAUGGGGUCGCAUUUUCAAUAAAUUACGAGAAUGGGGUCGCAAAUUUUUGGAUUUUGGGUUUAAGUAGGGAUUCAAAAUGGGAAGAUUCUCGGUUAAAUAAUCAGAAAGUUGUUGUUUAUUGAAUUUAACAAUAAGCUCUCAUUGACCACAUUACAUUCCGCCUUGAAACCACAUCGAUAAGGUAGAUGCAUAAAUAGAAAGUGACUAAGUUGGGAUCACGAAAAUUACAUUUUCCAAAAAGUGACUAAGAUGGGGUCUAUAAUUGGUCAAAAAAUAGACUAUAAUGGGGUAGGGGCUCUGAGAGGCCAGCGGCACAUACCCAACAAACAUUAACCCAAGUAACCGCCGCCCCCCCCCCCCCCUCCGCGCCCGGGACUCAGACAAAUAGUGCAGGUUCCAAAACCUCGUCAGUUAUAAUUUAAACAGAAAUUAUGGAUCUUGGCCGAGUAGGUGGCUGCAUUGACGGGGUUUCAAUUACACUGAAAAGUCCAGAAGAGAACGCUGUAAUCCUGGAGAAAAUUUGCUAAACUGGAGUAUACUGGCCAGUCGGGUUGCAGCCUUCGGUUGACUACACCAUGACAUGAAAUCAGUUCUUAAUGUAAUUAAAAGGUGGUUCCGUAGUAGAAGAACCUAACAUAGAUUUUAGAUCGAUGAAACUUCGCACACUGAUGUAACAAGUCAAGUAAAGGAUAGAACGUUAUAAAAAGUGGGGGUCACCGUGACCUGCUCGUUUUCACUGUACAAUGCUGACGAAUACGGCUAUUUAGGAUCCUUUGGCAAAAACCGCGCGCAGCCCAAAACUAGACAAAUAGGAGUGAUAUUUUUCCAUGACGAAUGAGAUAUCGCGCAUAAGUUGACUUUGUUGUCCGAUGCCACCUGGUUUCCCCGCGAAAUGACAUCUGAGAAACGAGUGCAGAUACUGUUGAUGCGUCACUACCCAGAUCUGGGUAGUGAAGCGUCAUCAGUAUGGAAUUUCUGCGCUCGUUUCUCAGACGUCAUUUCGCGGGGAAACCAGUGGUGACUUACGUACCAAAAAAAUUCCUUUAAAUUGCCAAAAACUGAACAUGUUUUUCGUCUCUCACCAAGAGAGAAGAAAAACAUAUUGUUUUACUCUUCACUUGUGGUACUGUAUAUAUAUAUAUAUAUAUAUAUAUAUAUAUAUAUAUAUAUAUAUAUAUAUAUAUAUAUAUAUAUAUAUAUAUAUAUAUAUAUAUAUAUAUAUAUAUAUAUAUAUAUAUAUAUAUAUAACAUGAAAUGGAAAAUGGGGGUCAGCAUACUCGCUGUUGCGGUAGAGCUGGAGAAAGAGUGUAGGACUGGGGCGAGCUUCAAAAUGGCAUGUUCGUGGAAGGUGGAAGAAAGCAUUGAAGAACCAAUUUUUACACAGAAUUUACAUAGAGAAAUCACAGUUAGGAUGCAACGCGAUAGACAUGGCGCUUAAAGGAAAAUUAAAGUGAUUUAACACAAGUUUAACAUCCACUAUAGAGGGUCUCGGUGAGGAAGUCGAAAUCAGCAACAAGCGUACCGUUUACAUUAUGCAUAUUCCCAACCCAUCGAGUCAAUCGCAAUCGAAAAUUCCUUUAAUGUUUCUCUUCGAUCAAUUAUCUAUUCUUUAUAUGCACAAUGAGAGAUGCGCAGUGCAAAACCAGCGCCGCGUCACCUUGAGAAACGUAACUGGACGUUUUGCACUCCUAUGAGUUGCAUUGCUUAAAACUAAUUAACACAGUUUCCAUUUGCUAAUCAGCUUUCUGUUAAAAAAAAAAAACGUUUCCCCAUAAGUGAAAGAUAGUAAAAUCACACUCAUAUCACGCCAUUGUCAGUUGAUUGGUUCGACGUGUCCUUCGUUCGACGUCUGGCCCAAAAGACGAUAGUUUAGCUUGACCCAAAUUAGAGUUUGGUUCGUCUCAUGAAAAGGUCAACGUUUGGCCUACGCCUAAGGAACAAAAAAAAAAAAAAAAAAAAAAAAAAAACGGGCAACAAGAACGUGCAACUUGCUUUGUAACAUUCUGCAAAAAGACUUGGAAAGCGAUGUUGCGAGUUUUAACACUCACGAAUCAAACCUGUCUUGUAACAAAUCAGGUUGUUGCUACUUGAUUUGUUGCAAGACAGGUUUGAACUUUGCACGUUUUUGAUGCCCGUUUUUCGGUAGCUUUAGCAUUACACGAUUUUAUUAUUUGUUUGAGUAAACUAUAAUUCGUAUAUUAACGUGAGCUUCCCUUUUAGCCCUGGCUAAAUCUUUACAUUAUUUUUUGGUUUUGGCGUUGUUUGCUUAAAGUAUGGAUUCAUUCAAGUUUUUUGAAGAUCACGAAGACAAACUUUUAUUUUAUAUGACAAUAUAAAUGUUUCUGGAGGAUUUAUUCCCGCUCUAGUUAUUCUAUUAACUUAGAAUAUUAAGUAUAUUCUUUUAAGCUUCACACGGAAUUGAUGCAGUAAAAUGAAAUAUAUAUUGGGGCUCGAAAUUGGCCUUUGGUACAGUGUGACGGAAGGUUUUUCCACUUUCGAACGAUUUGAACACUCAACGGGAACUUGACGCUUUAUCUAUGGGUUAACUGGGGGAAACUAGACUCAAUUGCAACUAGCUUGCGGGAAAGAGCCGUCACUUCUCUUGAGGUCCGGGAUCAAACCACCAACUGGUACAUCAAAGGCAAACUGAACUUUAAUUCAAACAGCGUUUAUUCUUGUACACCUAGCGUAACUUAGCUCACAGAUGUAGUCGGCGAUGUAAUCGACAAUCAGUAAAACUUACUUAUAUAUGAUUUUUACAACCCUUGAAGACAAAAGAAUACAACAGAAAUAUAAACAGAAAUCACUUAGAGUUAAAUGAAAACUAAAUACUAAUUCGAUUUUUAACCUGAAAUCUUCUGUCACUGUUGCUGUUUCAGAAAGUAAAAGUACUGAGACAAAGACUUCGCCAGGUCAGCAAAACAGCGUUUACAUACAAAGUGUUACAAUAUGAAUUAAACUGCAAGUUCAGCUAUCGGCUGUUUAAACAGGAAAAGCGCAAACUAAUUGGAAGUUUUCACCUUAAACAAAAACCGAUCUAAUUUUAAAAUUGCAAGACCAGAAAACCUUUCAUAUUCAAAAUUCGGUUAUUACCUCUGUUUAACUAACAACUUAAUGAAAUAUAUUUUCGCAAGUAAAUAUAACUUAAUCGCAAUUAAAACGAGAUGCACCUGCACGAAGGGCGGUACCAUCAUUAAAUGUCGACUGGUAGUAAAAUUACGAAAAAUAGACGAAAGUUAACUAAACCAUUAUUAAGAAAUGAAUUACAUUCUUUCAAGAGUCAACAUCGACGAAAAAUGUGUAUAAUGGAAAAGAGAACGAGCAAUUAGUAUUGUUUGUUAACGAACACUGUUGGCUUUUUUUUGUGAUUAUUUACCUGGCGAACACAAAGCAAAUGAAACAAAGGAUAAUAAAAAUGGCACGAGCCUUUUUACGGAGCUAAAACUUCUUUAUACAAAUUCGGUAUGAAUUACUAAGAACAUCGUCAAAGCGAAUAUUUGAAAGCUAGAUAUGAUAUUCGAGGCAAAUAAAGAAUUCAUGGAAAAUCUCUCCUUACAACAGGAACAAAAAAGCGGCAUUGGCUGUUUCACAGUUAACUUCCGUUUGAUAAUCUUUGUUACGCAUAUUCGCAAGCCAGUUCGACGUUUCUUCUAAUAUUAGAAAUUUGUCCACGUGAUCGUAAUCGUGUUCACGUGAUCGUGAUAAAGCGCAAUUUUUGCAUACAGUACAUGUGCUAUUAAGCUUACUCUGGUACGGAAAUCGGCGUAAGUUUCAUAGCCUGUUAAUAUGAAAAGCCGGGAAGGAGAGUUCGGGACACCCACAAGUAGGAAUUCCCUGAAAGUGUUGAUAUUUUGGCCGCUUUUUGCAUUCUGUGCUGCCAAUGGUAAGUGUUUAGAAUAGUCGUCACUAGGUGGAUAUGCCGGUCGUGUUAUUUCGCCCUGUACACGGCUCUUUUUUCUGAACAACAGCUUUAAAUAGAAAGUCUUGGCAAGUUUGAAACAAUCUGGGCACUCGUACCUAAUAUAAGUAGAAAUACUAGUAGCAUGAAUAUACUUAUAAAUUACAUGCCUGUCAAUUGAAAACACAAUCACCUAAAUAGACAUAAAUGGUCGUUUUUUUUUUCAAAAUCGAAAAUAAGAAGGAGAACACGAAUACGAAAUUUCUGUCUCAGAAAGUUGAUGAGAAGUGAGGCCCACGGAGUCAGCUAUCCAAGCCAACAGAAGCACGCACGCGAUUCAAUACAUUUUCCUUUCUUCGCCUCUACAUUAAUUUCUCUUUGCGUAUAAUAUGUCUCAUUUUAAACUUGAAAAAGUGAAUCGAUUAUGUAGCCAAUUCGUCUAAACGACGGCCGUUAGUUUAGGUUGAAAAAUUAGUACAAACGAAUGAUUUUCGUUUUUUCUCUUUUGCCGCCGCUAGUUUUGAAUUAGAAUUUCUUAUUUAAAGGGUAAGUAUCCAGUCGGAAUGUUUAUCAACAUUAAAACGAUCGAAGCAAGGCUCAGCACAGACCAUGACGUUUCACCGUGGAGCUAGUUUUUGCUCACCGGCAGUAAAAUAAUAAAACAUAAGCCGAUGUCAGCAUCGGCAAAAUAUGCUAACAAGACAAGUCCAUAUUUCAAUUAAUAGUAGCCUAAUCAGCACAUUUUAAACGGUUAAUUUUUUGAAGCUGUUUAAGGUUCCUUUGUUUGAAUUAAUUUAACGCAUCGCGCACAUUUUAGACAAUCUAAAACUUUAGCCCCAAUCUGAAUAACGUUGACAUGAUUACAUGAUUGCUGUUCAUUACGAGAAAAUACGCAUUCAUUUGAGUAAAACGGCGACCAACAGCGCGAAGAUACAUUCAUUAGCGCGAAAAAGUGAACAUUUGCGCAUAAAUCAGAUUCAAUAACGAUUUUUGCAUUUCAAUCAACAUUCAAUAACAUUUUUGGGCAUUCAUUUGCGUCAUUGGGCAUACAAAAGAGAAAAUAUACUUUCAUUAACGCCAACAUUCGAGUCAUUAACAUUAUCUUGAAAAUCAUCAGGGACAAUAGGCAAACAUUUAAGUGCAAAUGCUAUUCAUUAACAUUCUUCUGACACUGUUUGCAAUUCAAUAGCAUUCCUGGACAGCUUUAGAAUGGAUAAGACAAACAUUAAUGCACUUCGACAAUCAAUUGAACGUUCUUUACAUUUAAUAAUAUACAAAAAUAUAUUUUAAAUUAAACAAUACCAAUUCCUCCCCAAAAUUGGCCCGAAUUUGUUUAAAGAAUCACGCCGUACUUCGCCACUGUGUGUUCGUCGACGGCUGCGGCUAUACAUUUACCUUAGACGGCCAGAAGUCAUGGUGGGGCGCGACAGGGAGUGGAGGGCGUGCCGUAAAGUGUGCGCCAACGAGGACGAAACUUGACUAUGACCAUGGCAAUAUUACCUAUCAAAUGUUUUCCUUGGCAGCUGCUGGAGUAAAGAAUACCGUGUCGGUUUUUCGGUGACUUUCUGGCACGGGCGAGGAAAAAAUGGAUCCCGAUAAGUCGGUGGUCUUUGCGUAUGACGGGGUGCCAUCCCACCUAGAUUUGGUCAUUCCCGCCCCAUACGUACACAGCUUAUGCUUCCCCCCUCGACAUCGUUGAAAAGGAUUUAAGUUGUCUGGAAGCGACAUCAGAGGCCGACAUCUCGAGUCCGGAAAUUUACAGAUGUAUAACAGGAAUGAGGGCAAAGCCCUAGCAAUCCCACUAGCGGAGUUCGGAAACAACAAUUGCAGUGCUUGAAGCUCUGCGCAGAAACAUGACAUUGUGACCACGGCUAAAUGUGCUAAAGGGUACCAUUACAUGCAAACCUACCUCCCCAAAUGUUUAAAUAGCGAGGUUUUUGAGGGAUAUACAUUUAAAGGACUGAAAUUCAGGCCUAAUUUGUUUGAAUUUCUGUUGUUUAAUUGAAAACUGAUUUUUGUAUAUUAAAUGUAAAGAACACUCAAUUGAUUUUACAAGCGCAUUAAUGUUUGUCUUAUCCAUCCUUUGGUUGUUUAGGAAUGUUGUUGAAUUGCAAACAGUGUCAUAAAAAUGUUAAUGAAUAGUGUUUGCACUUUAAUGUAUGUCAGUUGUCCCUAUUGACUUUCAAGAUGGUGUUAAUGACUUUGAUGUUGGCGUUAAUGAAAGUAUAUUUUUGUCUUUUGUAUGCUCAAUGACGCAUAUGAAUGCCCAAAAGUGUUAUUGAAUGUUGAUUAAAAUGCAAAAAUCGUAAUUGGGUCUGAUUUAUGCGCAAAUGUUCGUAUUUUCGCGCUAAUGAAUGUAUCUUCGCACUAUUGAUCGCCGUUUCACGCAAAUGACUGCGUAUUUUCUCGUAAUGAACAGCAAAAGGCGUACUUAGUUUAGAAAUCCUCGGCCGUCUUGAGUCCAUGUAUACGCGUGUCAGGGACCAUACAUAUUCAUAAAUUCUAAAGCCGGUCCGUUUCAGUCGCUUGAAUUUGUUUUGUUCAAUUAGCGCUGGUUUUUAUUAGACAUCCACAGUUCACGUAAUAUCCGGCAAAAUGAAUUUAACAAUUUGGACCUGUUUGAGCGGUAACUUGCAUUUGAGGGCCACUAGUUAUUCGGAUGAAGUACUGUUCCGUGUUACCCUCGUUAAAUAAAGUUGAUUAUUAUUAUUGUCACUGGAUUUACAUGCACGCAUAGAGAAAAUAAAACAAAAUCAUCCCCUAGAGUAAGAACUGAGUCAUUGGGGUGAGCUAUGAGGGAGUCUGGGAACAGUCUACUUAAAGGUCCAGCAAAGUUCAGUGAAUCAGAAAUUACAAGUUAUCUAAAAUGCAUGUACUCCGUUUCGGAUGAUUGAUAUAUCACAUCUAGACUGUCACUGCCUUAUAACUCCACUGCUAGGGCACUACAACAGCUGUACUGUUUUAAGGAGGCUCGCAACCAUUUUUCACGGUCUCAUUCAUUCGAGUCAGAUGCUUCAUAACUUUGGCUGUAGUGCAUGUACGAAAAGCCACAAAGUGAAACAACAUAUAAAAAAUUGAAAUAACGCAACCUGCGUGCUGCAAUAUCUGUUUCGCGAAUUUGUGGUUAACCAUUUUCCACUCCGAUGAAACAAAAAGGUUGUGUUAUUUGAAUAACUGAAUCAAAUGAAUCGUAAAAACAAGAAUCAUUCGAGUGUGAAAGAAGCAGUGAGCCGUGGUCUGGCAGCCUGCAUUCAAAUAGGCGGAAAGAAACAAAUAUCCCUAAACAAGUAAAAUAGUAAACAAUGGCCCUUACGAAUUUAGGAAUUUUAACGAAUUUUUAAACUGCGACUUUAAAACGAAAGAUGACACCUUUUUGCGCUUACAUGAGUCGAAAUAAGAAGGUGAGUGAACGCAAAGAGCGAUUGCUUACCAGUUUUUACCACUGAAAAAACUAAAACCGCACCUUAAGCCAGGUAUAUAAAUAUGGAUUGUAGCAGCACAGCAAAUCAUAAUUUCUCUGUUUGUUGUUUCCUCAGUUAGGAAUAUAGUGAAAUUUUUUACUUUUCUAUUCCCUCGACUCAUCGCUCAACGGGGAGACUGCCUAGAAUAACUUUUCAUAGACCAUUACUAGUUAAGCAAAAAUUAAAUAUUAACCCUUUGCUCUCGCGCUAGGUGCUGGUGAUGUAAACGUAAAGGACGUUUGUCCGACAAAUAAAGUGAAAGUGGAUUGCUCUGCUCUUCUUCUGCAAGCCAUCAAUAGAGGAGAGUAUGAGGAAAGCUUCUUAACUGUUGACGAUCCUCUUGCUAAAUCAAUAGAGGAGCAAUCUCAAAACGUUGCGUACUGCAACGAAAACUUCACCUGCAGGCCAUAUGGGUUAGAACAGGGCAACUUUGCCAGAAGAAUCAAGCUUGUACUGAACAAUUCUGUAAAGGGGAUUUUCUACGUGGAGCUGUUGAUACCAGAUGACCUUCUAGUUGUUACUUGCCAAGUCAUAAGAAAACAGAACAAAGAUCCAUUGGUUCAUCAAGUAACUGUCUCUUCUUCCAUAAAAUGUACGGCUGGUAAAUUUAUCCAUUCUUGAUCUACAGUAAAAUCCCGCGACUAAGAACCUGGAUUUUUCCAAGUUAGCCUAAACAGCGGUAGUUGGCACACGUUUGGGCUAUGUAGGUUCUUAAAUAGGUUCUUAGUUUCCAAAGAAAAAAAAAAUACAGUAUAGCUAAGAGUAUUUGGUGGUUCAGUUGACAUAUCUUAUAUUAAAAUUUUUGUUUAAGUGUGCGGAAGUUUUUCAUAAAUUUUGAAAAUAAGAACCUGUUUCAAAUCUUAGGCUAAACAGGUUCUUAAAUAGAGGGGGCUUAACUGGCAAAUUUUAGCCUAACAGGUUCUUAGUCGCGGGGUUUUACUGCAGUCUCUAAUAAUUUGACGGAUAACAAAAUUUCGAUCACACGUCGAGCACUAAGCCUGAAUCGUACUCGGUUUUCGCAGUUACUCAGGGAAACUGACCUCAACCUGCUGUGGUUAACCGGGCGCGGAAAGAAAAAACUUCAUUCACUUUUUGUAAUGCCUAUACACUCAGACAAGUGUCUUCUCAAAGUUUUUAGGAUCUGACACUUCACUGUUUUUUUUUUUUAAGAUUCUUUUUUCUACGUAUAGUGUCGUACUGUGUUCCCUUCUGGUCUGACCCCAAAAAGAAAAUUAUAUGUCAAGAAAGAGAAGAAGAAGAAGAAGAAAACAUAUUAAAGACAGCAAGAACUGACAUUCGUAGUUCGUCUAACGCAGCUAAUGAGUCACUUGCGGCCCUACUGAGCUAGUAAUUUUGUUUUUCUUUUCAGGUCUCUCAGUGAUUGUUGGCCAGGACGUUGAGUUCAAAAUAAGUCAGGAUAGAAUGCCCCCAAAGGAAAAUAUUCAAGACGUUGGUUGGUACUGGCAGCAGCAGAGGAUAGUUCAUUGUAACUCAAGCUUUUGUCAACUCGAGGACUGCAAAAUUCCCUGUCCACAGUUCCAACCUAAACUCAUGAUUAGAGGAACAACAUUGGUUUUGACAAGAGUUGGCGAGGAAGAGGAUGGAUUAGAACUACAAUGCAAAAUUUACCCUCAUACGAUGGGUACAAUUAUAAACACCGAAUCUACGCCUCAAGUUUACAAAUUUAAAAUUGAUGUGCUUCCAACAGGUCAGUCCAGCUAUCCUUUUGGAGAAAGUACUAUGAUAAAUAUAAUUUUUCUUUUUUUUCUGCCAGUCCAUUUAUAUUGUCACAAAAAUCAAGCUAGUUAAUUUUAAAAGGUAGUUAAGAGUGUUGGCGUGUAUCUUGAGGCGUUCAUUCAUAUACCAGCUUGGGAAAUCUAUACUAAUGACAAUUACCCCCCACCCCAUUUGGGCCAGUAUUGGCCCUUUGAAGCUCAGUCACUUGAUCGGUCUUAAGGAGCUGUGUCACUGAGAUUUAUCAAAAGGCAAAUAGUAAGAGCUGCUAUCAAAUUGAGUAAAACAGAUUGCAAUUGCGGUUUUUUCAAAACUUGUUAGCCUAAACGUUUUUCAAAAGUUCAGUUCUACCGGAUUGUUACGUUUGAUGUAAUGCUUUGGAAGAGAUACAUGUUUGAUGUGAAGCUGUGAUAUACUCAUUUGUUACUAAAUUCCUCGUUAACGUUAAGUUCCUUAGCGAAUAAAGACGCGUUAUUAGCAAUAUUAACCCCAUGAACUAGACAGCCGUGACACAGCCUCAUUGAUGCAUAAGGAAUAAGGUACAUGUACACCUUAAAGAAUACCAGAGAUGGAAAGAGCAUGGGAAUUUUAGCAAGGAACUCAAAUUUGAGGUGACUGACACGAAAUACUAGGAUUACCAUGGGCCUUGGAAUGUCUGAAAAAUUAUGAGGGUUUGCAUGGAAAAAAUUGCUCAUCGCAAGGCUUUCGUUAUUCAUACCACCAUAAAAUCGCCUUUUUAAGAGUUAAAAAUAACAAUUGGCUGACCAAAUUUUUCUUUUAUGCUCUUUGAAACUGUGGUAUUUUAAGGUUGUGGCAUGAAAAAGGUCACGAGUGUCCCGGAGCUAUAAAGAGCCCAUGAUAUUUGGCCAGUUGUGCUAAGUGUUCAACUCCUAUUUUUGUGCUCCUAUCCGAUGUAACCUAAUAAUCCUCAAUUUUUUGUGUUAAUUUGUAGGGUUCGUUACCAAGAGUUCAAAGAGGCCUCCAAGUACAACACCCACACGAGAAACAAAAGGCUCAUCUUGGGUAUACAGUUCAAAACCUGCUGCCGCAGGCCAAAACACAUUAGCUUUCGCUCGUUUUUUGAUCACUUUUGUCAUACUUCUUGUGGUUUCGUGAGAAAUAAUCUUAGAUUGGAAUUCUGCAAGCAUGCAAUGAAGGCGAAAUUAUUAUUUUGUUUUGCCUUUUAUUACGUAAUGUAUAGAGUGUUUUCACAUGACGUCACAGCGGCCAUAUUGGUGUCCCAAAACAAUGAAACAGCAGCCAUGUUGGUGUCCCGAACCAAUCCUCUGGGAGUUGAACUCUUUUCUUAGGCAAACGCUUUCUUUUUUUCCAAUAAAUUUGUAUAGAUGCUGGCCAGGUGAGUGAAAACACUCUAUAUCUCUUAGUAUCCGAGUUCGAGAUCCUUACUGUAAGUUACAGACCGAGAUUCAUCGUGGUCACCGGUAAAAUGAAAGGCAGUCACUGGAUAAAGUUUGCUCUCACCUCUGUCCGCCUUACCCGCAUUCUGAAUGAAUGUCAAAACAGCCGUCGAAAGUUUAUGGCGGGAUUUCAGUGUGCGUGUUGUUUAUAGUUAAGGUGUUUGGUGAAAGGUUUGUUUUUGUUGCUCUUGAGAAAAGUCUUUGUCCGUUGUAGUUGUAGUCUGUUUAAAUCCGUUUUGUAUCACUCUUUUGACUUUGACUUGAAAAAGUUCGAAUGGUUGUUAGGACUCGGGUUUUAAGGUUUCUUCUGGCAAUCAGUCAUUGAAUAAAAAGUUUUGCCUGUCGCUGCUUUCUCUGUUUCGGCAUGAAAAUGUUAAUGAAUACUAUCCGUUGCAUACCGCAGAAUAUUCAACGGCUUUCUAGCUUUCUAAUUGGCUGUACUCUAUAUGGCAUCAAAUAAAUUGUAAGUGCACUUAUUAGGUUCGCCAAAGCCCGAUAUAAAAAGACAUUUAAGUUGAAACUGCCCAAGAUGUAAUCCACCAGUCAGUAGAAAACCAUUUAGUGUUGUGUCAAACGUGUGAACUAGUAGUGCUCAGCAUAGCCCUUAAUCCCCAGCAAACUUUUAUUAUGCCAUAUUGUACAAUGAUGACAAUGAUUUCUUGACUUUGUCUCAAUUAACUUACAAGAAUCCGUGUUUUAAAAGACUUUGUAUAAUGGUUAGAUCAUAUGUUGGAAAUAAACGUCUAACACAUUUGUUAGUGUAUAAAUUACGUGAAUGCUUUGAUCUUGCAACAAAACCUUGGUACUUCAAUGAAUAUUUCAGUUUAAGCUUAGCUCUAACGAUGAUAUGGACUGGGUGCUGCUUUUAGUACUCUCCUGUAACCCCCGGGGGUACUCCCCUUUAAAAGUGACGAGGGUGCUCUUCGUACCUUUUAGAGGUUUAAAUUUCUGGAUUGGUAGCGCUAAGGGUGCUUUAAAACAAACGCCAGUUCUUUUUUAGUAUUGUACUCGUCGUGUGAAAUAAAGGAUAGUAAUGAAGCAUUCAAUGUUUAUAGUAUGCAGAAAAACUGCCUCUUGGGGGUGGAAAUGAAUUUGGGACACUCCCAUAAAACAAGAUUCUGGUACCUUUUAGAGGUGUUCUCGAAAUUUUCCGACAAGUACCCCGUCACUUUUAUAGGUGAGUACCCUUCCCCCCCCGGGCUGUAACCUGUCCGGCCAGUUUUGGAACUGCCGGCAUAGUUCACAGCGUCAUUAAGGCACGCAAGCUCCCGCACCACGACGAGGUAACAGUACUCAUGCUGCUCGUUUUUUGAACAAGUUAAUCGAUUUGUAAGUAAGUCGAUUGAUUGAAAAGCUUUUGCUGUACGAAUGACGCUCAAUUGAAAUUUUUAUAGCCCUUGCUUGAUUAAAAACCUUUGCCGCAUAAGUGGGGCUCGAUUUUUAACGCCGAAGUUUGACAGAAUAAACGCUCCACACUUGCGAUCCAAUCUUCUUGAUUGUGCCUAUGUUCGUAUUCUCUGAUAAAGACCAAGCAUGACUGCUCUGGUGUCAUGUUACUACAGGGCCCGCGCUGGGGUAGUAGGGGCUUGGGGGAGGGGGGGGGGGUAUGGCAGGGCCCCCUACUUUUUGUAAAAUAAAUAAAUAAAAUUAAUUAUAGUGGAACCUCGAUGUAACGAAAGGCCUAGGGACUGGCAAAAUAUGUUCGUCAUAACGAGGUUCGUUAACUUUGUCGUAUUGCCUUAUAUUUUACUAUUACUGGAGUAAAAAAAAAAGUUCGUUAAACCGAGGACUUCGCUAUGGAGGUUCCACUGUAAUAUAAAUUUUCAUAUAAAUAGUAUCUUUGUUGGAAUAAGAUUCUUCCAGCAUCUAAAUUUAUUAUUGGCCCGUUUCGAUCCAAUCAGUCUGGUGCGUAAGCCUCAAAACGCCUGUCUUUACAAAACUGCACUUUUUUUUUGACUUGUGCGUUCUCAAAUCAGCAAGGCUAUGUAGCAUUUGCAACGAUGCGGAAUAGAGUCUUUUUUAUGAAGGUUCUCGAUUAAAUCUGAAGACUACUCCACGAGCUACAGUUUCUUAAAACUAACGGCUGAUGAUAUGGUCUCUGACGCAUUUCGAUGACUCACUAGACAAAAUGAAGGGGUUACAGUAACCUACAGUGUGAUACCAUGAUCUGCAAACUUCUAUUGGUGGAUCCUGCAUGUGCAAUCAGGCUCAGCAGGAGAAGGGUACUUUUUCGCGGCUCGAAAUUUAUAAACAUGACUCCGCUCAACAAUGAAUCAAGAAAGGCUCAGUAAUCUGACGGUUCUAAACAGCCACAAAGAGAGAACAGCCAAAUUUGCACCCUACCCCCCACUUCAAAAGAGGUGGUCAUCGGCCUUCGCACUCUAAAAACUGCUCCGCGGGUGCUGUACUAGUGUGUACUGGCGUAAACACUGAGUCCUUGAAGGUAAUGUAUGGGCUCCUGUUUUGGCUUGUUUAAAUAAAUUCACAAUGAUUUGCAUUUAGAUGUUUUCGUAUCCACAAAAGGCUCCCACCGUUUUGCAGGUUUUAUUUUCAAUUGCUUUGUCAGUGAUUACUAGAUGAAUAAUCCUAAUAAAGCCAGGGGAGUUAUUCGUAUGCCAAAAACCUAAUACGUUAAUUUCUCUUUUCAAUUGUACAAAUUCUUCUUCUGGCUUCAAGAAGAAAUCUGAGUUUUCCGAGUUUUUACUUAUAGAUUAAUCUUUUAUUUAUUAGUCUAUAUUUCACAGCCGUGACCGGCAUCGGUUCAUGGUAACGUCUUUCUGUCAGGUGUACAUAGUUUUUAACUGCAAUUUGCCCACCACUGACAAGUAUUUAUCUGUGCCGACACAGAACCAUGGUUUGCGUGAAAAGUUUUGCUGACUUGAAAAUCAGAAAUAUGUUCGAUUUAUAUAGAGCCGCCAACUGAAUUUCCAGUUCUGACUAUUCCUACUGUAAUUUAUGUAGCGAAACGGCUCACUUGCUGACUUCAGUUGGUAAACUUUGUUCGUAUAUUGGUUAAGCAAUCAGCACUUUUCCUUUAUCUAACAAAAUUAGUAAGCCUAAAAAUAGACCUUGGGCUAAAAGUUUGAUUUUCUAAUUAAAUUUCCCGAACUGUUUAUGUUCCUGUUUACAUUUCUAUUGUGGUUUUCAAUGAUUUUACAAAUCAGAUGUGCAAAUCGGUUCUUUCCUGCAGCUGCCAUUUGAUUUACCUUUCCCAUUUCCGAAAUCCAGAGUUCAAGCGUCGAGAUUUAGUUCUUAUCAAAAUCGUUCAAAAAGUGACGAACCUGUCCGUUACAAAAGCCAGUCUUACGAGAAUGUGUCACAUUUACUGACGCUUUGAUUAUGGCACGAUCACGUGCAUAUUUACAUUUCAGUACAACUGAUCAGCCAGUAGAAAGAGCGAACCUUUGAAGAGGGAAAUUUCCCUUUCUAAAAUUAUCAGCUGAGAAACACCUUGCUUUAUGCUGGCUCACUAAGGCCAGCAGUAACUCCUCAUUGAGUCAGUCCUGUUAAAACUUGACGCAAAGUAUGAAAGUAGUGACAGGGGUCGUUACCCCGCAUGUUUCAAGACAUUUCACGAGCUUGCACAGUUUUGAGUGAGUGUUAUCAUAUUUUAAUUCCUCUGUGUGUUUUUUGAAGAAGGUGAUUUCCUCUAGAAAACGUUUUUGGUCACAGUGAUAGUAGUCUGCCACACAACCGUUGUUAGUGUCGUCAAGCAACGCUCUGCGUGACGACACUAAAAACGGCUGUGUAGCGGACUAAAGUGAUGGCUACAAUAGCAUAAUAUUCUUAUUGUUUGUCUCUGUGGUGUAGAUCGCAACGUUUCGACUGCUUGAGCCGAUUUUUAACAAGAGACGACUUGUAACGAAGAUUUUUACGGCCAAAGAGUUGAUACAAUACAAUUGAAACACUGUUUGAAAGUUGCAUCGCGCCCGUCCGUCUUUUUUUUUUUUUUUUUUUUUUUUAAAAAACAUUUGACACUUUUUGAUAUUUUUUAAGGACUAUCACCUCAUAAGCCCUUUUACAGUCAAACCAGGUCAAGCGUUCCCGCCGCUAACGAACUAAUGAAUUCAUUCACGGAAAAAUGAUUUCGUUUGUUGAUUCAAUAAUCCAUUCAUAAAAUGAAUAAUCCAAUAGUCAUAUUUAGCCUCGAUUCCAUAAUCGAAUGUUGAUUCGAUUACUGUUUUUUGAAAAAUUACACUCUCCACAAGUUAACCUCAGAAUUUUGUUUUUUCCUCUUUUUUUUGCUGAGAGUCGAGUGCUGGCGAGUUCUGAAGUUCAAACCCAAACAAACUGUUACAUGGAUGUUACUAAAACGGGGAACGGGGAGCGGGGAACGGGGAACGGAAGUCUGGGAACGAGUUGUCAGCGGAAACCUCCAUAAAAAUCCAAUAUGGCCGAUGAUCGAUGAUAGAGAACCGUCGAAACAAACUUAACCGAUAACGGCGUUAUUUUACUUGAACUAUAUGCUCAUGAGGUGCUUGAAAUAAUACGGAGGUAAUAACUUCAUGACGUUUUUCACCUUUUUGCGUUGUACUAAACAAUUAUCCGUAGGAAACAAAAUGUGCUCCAACAGCAGUUGAAAGAAGCCAAUCGGGACAAAAAGUCUCAAAGCACAUGUACAUGUACAGCCAUAUUUGGAACUCAAGCGAAUCUAUACUGAGUCUAGCCCACAAAGCAAUGAACUACUUUUCCAUGAUAAAUAACAUAAAUCGAAGUAGUCAAGUAGCUUGUGUGCAGACUUCUUCUAUUUCCUUUGAUAGAGAUGACUGCUUUGAAAAAUGUUAUUGACCACGUCAUCACAUAAUUAGUAAGACUACUUUAACAAUCUGGUUCUGCUUUUAAUAUUAUUAGAUUUACUACACUGCAAGCAUUCACGAUAUUGAAGUGUUUCACUGAUCCAUGAAAAUAAAAUAAUAUCAUUUUAUUAUUUUGUGAAACAAUUUGUUUCAGGUCAGUUUGCCCAGUAUAGACCAGUAUAAUGACCCUAAUGGAACCUAAUCCACUCAUUUUCCUCACCCUAAUCAGUAACUGCUUCAAAGUCCACUGUCGCACAGUGGCCAUUUGUCUUUCUGCGUAAUACCCCUGAUGACCCUUUCCUGAAUCAAAACCAUUGGAUUGCAUUGAAUGCAACAUUCUCACUCACUGCAGAUCCUCAAUUAACCCCCCACCCCCCCUAAGAAUGUGAUCCCAAACCCCUCCCUUUUGAAGAAAUAUGUCGUAAAAUAAUCAAAGUACCUCCUCAUGAGCACGAAAUGUUUGGUGCAAUUCAUAUCAUACAAUAUCGCUGUAUCAAGUACUGUUCUCGGUGCAGGAGGAGGGGGUACUAUAAUGGCCUAAACAGAGCCUGAAGCCUUUUUCAGGCUUCAGGUACAUGAAAGGGAAGGGGUUUUUAUAGUGAAGUAUAUGAAAGGGACCAAAAUGAGAUCAGUCACAGAUGCAUUUUAUGGAUGUGAGAGACAAGAAAACAUGUUUUAGCUAUUUAUUCAUAUUGUAAAGAUGGUGUAUUUACAGCAGUUAAAAAGGGAUGCAGUGUUCAAAAUAAGGUAUGUGAAAGGGGUACCAUUUGUCACUAGAGGGUAUACAAAAGGGGUACCUUUUCUGUCUAAAAUGGUACAUACAAAGGGUAAAGGGUUGGUCCCUGGGGCAGAGCCUCUUUGGUGAGUACCCCCCUCCCCCCUCCCCUCUGGGUUACUGUUACUCUAGUCUGAUUCUUCUCUUUAAUUUCUUUGAUACUGUGCUUCAUUAAAUGAAUUAAAAUUCAUUUCAAAGCUUCUUGCCCCUUUUUUGAAAACCCCUAUAUGUUAAAAGAAAUUAUGUCCCCUGGAGGGGAAAUAAAAUCAGGGAAAAUGGGUAGCAAGAUCUAUUGUGUUAUUUUACAUGCAUUGAGUUAGCAUAAUCUGGCCACUAUACACAUACAGUUGCGCAUGUUUACUGAAAAACGUAUCGGCACUCCAAUCUUUUGCCUCCCAUCACUUGUGUGAGACCUUAGACUCUUUAUUUCCAAAACUACAGACAGCUUGCUUGAAGGCUUAUCAACCACCUUCUAAUAAGCUGCCAACCUCUGCAACAUUGAUGAUGUGAUACUUGAUGGUAGGUGCACUGCAAUAUUACUAAAUCAAGCUAAUAAAGCAGCUUGACAAUAUUAACUGGUUUAAGUCACUGAUACAUUCAUUUUUACACUGAGCUUGAAAUAUUUUUCUCCACAGUAAAAAUAAUGUUCAUUAAAGAGAAGCAGAGCUCCCCUCUGCUAAAACAUUAAACGAGUCCCCCUAGAAAAAAAAAAAGCAUCCAGAGGGCUAAACAGAGGAAGUAUACUUACCAUGCAUAUUUUAACAGCUAGCCUUUAGAAAGUACCUUCCAACCAAAGACUUUAAAGUACUUCCCCCACGUAUACUUGCAACACUUAAUAUUGCAGCUCAGUUGUGGUUCACUUUUAUCCUAAGUUUGAAUUUUAUUCUCUUUGUUUUGAACUCAUAAUCAUAAAAUUCAUAUUACCGUACCCCCAAACAAAGGGAAGCAAAAUCUAAACCUAGGUUAUAAUAAAAUAAAACCACAACAUAGCCAUUUGCUUUGAAACAACUGACAUCUUUAAGACCAAGGUAUGAUUGAUGUUCCCGGCACAUUGCCCGUUAAUAUGUUUAAAGUUGCCUUUUAUUGAUGUAUUAAAUAACCUGAUCCAUCUUAUCUUUUCAAACAAUACAAUUGCACUUACUUCUCAUCAUAGGUUUGUAAAUAUAAUAUUAUUAGACUUACAGUUUUAUCUCAUCGCCAACAUGUUUUAAUUUGGGCUUGAAAAAACGCUACAGCUAGGAAGGAGCUCCACUGCUACACUAUUACUGUCGAGGAAAUACACCUGGCUGCUUCGAUCUACGUUUUCUUUCAGCAUGUAUUUAAGCCAAAAUCCUACGAAAAGCGUCAAGCAAAAGUAGUUCAUUGCUUUGUGAGUUAGACCCAGUAUAGAUUCGCUUGAGUUCCAAAUACAGCUGUGCUUUGAGAGUUUUUGUCCCGACUGCCCGGGGGGGGGGCACUCCCAUACAUUACCUAUACGGGUAUGUGCCGCCCAACGGGGUCGUGAUUUUGAAGCUCCUGAUUUAGAACGGGGUAUCCAUUUCAGGGGCGUUUUCUAGAACGGGGUAUAAAAAAUUGUGGAUCACGGCUUUAUCUUCUGCUUAAAAUUGUUGCUGAUUAUGAAGAAGCAUUUAUUUGAUGUAUAAGUCGAACAAGGAAAGAAAUAUCUCUUAAAAAACAGGGCUUUUUCAAUUUACAAACUUUCUAGAACGGAGUAUAAGCAACUGGCCCAUUUCUAGAACGGGGUAUCAGUUUUAGGGCGAAUUCUAGAACGGGGUAUAAAAAAUUGGAUCAUUUCUAUAACGGGGUAUCAAUUUUAGGGGAAAUUUUUUUUAGAACGGGGUGCCAAUUUAGAGUCCCGGGCGGCACAUACCCACCCAAAAAUUAUCCAAGUGCCCCCCCCCGGGCCCGACUGUAGCUUCUUUCAACUGCUGUUAGAGCAUAUUUUGUUGUUUAGUAAAACGCAAAAGCGUGAAAAAUGUCAUGACAUUAUUACCUCCGUAUUAUUUCAAGCACCUCAUGAGCAUAUAGUUCAUUAGUAAAAUAGCGACCUUAAGUGUUGUUUCGACGCUUCUCUAUCAUCUUCUCUAUCAUCGAUCUUACCGGGUUCUUGAUCCUUACCGGCCAUUUUGGAUUUUUAUGGAGGUUUCCGCUGACAACUCGUUCCCAGACUUCCGUUCCCCGUUCCCCGCUCCCCGCUCCCCGUUCCCCGUUUUAGUAACAUCCACUGUUACAUGUACGCCAGUUUACUGCCAAUAAUCAGUGCAACAGACCUAGGCCUGACCUCUUAGAAAACACGACGGUCAAACUGAGGUCAGUGUAUGUGCGGUGAUUGGUGGAUUUCGAUCCUCGGCCUUUGUCAGUUUCUUUGCGUUUGCGGUCUGUCUAUUCUAGCUGUUAUUUUGAUUAAAGGCAAUGAAAAACGCAAUCGUAAACGGCAGGAAAAGGGAAGCAAAUACGAUUGAACACAACAGACAAGAAUAAAGAACAGGUAGAUUUUGUUCAUAAACCAAAUCAACAUUUGAUUAUUGAAUCGAGGUACAAUUUGACCGUUGGAUUAUUCAUUUUAUGAAUGGAUUAUUGAAUCAACAAACGAAAUCAUUUUUCCAUUAAUGAAUACAUUAGUUUGUUAGCGACGGGAACGCUUGACCUGGUUUGACUGUAAAAGACUGUCGGAAAAAUUCCCGGGUUAAAGAAUGAGCUGACUUUGAAGUUUGAGUAUAAUAGAAUAAUACUCGUUUGAUACUUUACAGCCCUAACUUUUUUUUACUUAGGUAUACCUCUUGGUCAGCUACGGGUAGGCGUUUUGAAUAAUGAUUGUAAUACCCGAUCAUGAUAAAUGUUUGCUGUAAAUGUGUAUGAUAUUCAAAGCUGCGUUUUCUGCGAUGACAAAAUUUUUUUUUCGUGCCUAUUGAACCUUUAAGAAUCAACGUGGCAGCCUUAUGGUACACAUGUUGGAAAAAAGAAAAAUAUAUUUCAUGUUUAGUGGUUGACUACGUUUCUAGAAAUCGCCAGAGUUUCUAUGAAGUUCAGUUCCAGUAAUCGCCGUACAAUUCUUGGAAUCGUGAGCUAUUUCCAGAAAUAGACGCCUAUUCUUAGAAUGCCUACAGACUUCGCUUUUCAAACUCUGUUCAAAACUCGCACAUUUCAACAAACAACAAAAAAAAAAACAAAAACAACACUUUAUUCACAUUUCCAUUACAGGGUUUGUCAAACUUAUUGAACAAUUAGUAACUUAACACGUAGAGUAUUCAAUUACAAUUUAAACUAAAUAUUAUUCACGAUUAUUACAUAGGAGGAAAUGCCUAGCGGCUAGAUAACCGUAAGGUUUUCGAGCUAGCAACUAGUUCUUUGAAAGUAGUGUCGAAUGUACAGGACAUCACAAUAACUAAACAUACAAAGCAAUUGCAGAUGCCUGCACUUAACAAUGGUAGCCGAAAAUUUAGCCAACGUUAAAAAACACGUGCGGCCGCCAUUGCGCCAUCAAUAAAGGUCAUGCCAAGGGACAUGAUCGUAAAAUCGAGUCCACGCAAUUGUGUUGAAUAGUCAAUCAUUCGCGAUUGUCUUGAGUAUCAUUCUUUGUGUUUACAAAUGAACAAAUCAGUCUCAGUGAAAUAUAGCCCGCGGGCAGCGCAUGAAAAUUAGUGUAUGGGAGCAAGAAAUCCGGUUCGGGGCGCGCGGGGCCGGGAAACUUGUUUGGCGUAUAAAAUUCUGUCUAGAAACUGGAGAGGAAGGUUCGGGACAGCGUGUUAAAAUGUUAUAGGGUAUUUGUUUCAUAAGUAGUGGCCCUUGUUUCGGAUAGAUUACUAUUCACGGUAUUUUUUUCCCAAACAGAGAGCCUGUUCACAGGCUAUUCACCGACAGUGGCAUUUAAUGAUGCUUGAAUAUUUUAAGUUUGGGUAUCUUUUUUAUCAAUUUAGCUUGAGCAAAAUGAAAACAAAUAAACCCUACAUUUAUAGAAACGUCCAAAUAUCAGGCCUGCUUCAAAUUCCAAAACAAGUGACGUCAGGUUAAAGUUGAUUUCCACUUGUUAUCAGUCAAACAAACCACUGGCGAACUGAUAGAUUAAACGAUUUCCAAGUUUCAAUAACGGACAGUUUCAUCUAUUUUUAAUAAUAUUUUAAAACUGAACGCCUUCUUAAGGAAAAAAAAAACAAAAAACAAAAAAUACCCAAAUUUAUUUUACAAACCUAGCUCGAAAAAAAACCCCAUUGGCUUUUGUCUUUGCACAGGUGCAAUUGAAAAAAGGCGACAAUGAUGAAUGCUUGCACCAAAAGGAACGCAAAAGAGUUCUUUUGUUUCCUUUAGAAUGUGCUGUAAAAGCAAGUUUAAGCCACUCGCGUAAUAAUGAUUCCAAAACAAGUGACGUCAGGUUAAAGUUGAUUUCCACUUGUUAUCAGUCAAAAAAACCACUGGCGAACUGAUAGAUUAAACGAUUUCCAAGUUUCAAUAACGGACAGGUUCAUCUAUUUUUAAUAAUAUUUUAAAACUGAACGCCUUCUUAAGAGAAAAAAAAACAAAACAAAAAAUACCCAAAUUUAUUUUACAAACCUAGCUCGAAAAAAAAAAGCCCAUUGGCUUUUGUCUUAGCACAGGUGCAAUUGAAAAAAGGCGACAAUGAUGGAUGCUUGCACCAAAAGGAACGCAAAAGAGUUCUUUUGUUUCCUUCAGAAUGUGCUGUAAAAGCAAGUUUAAGCCACUCGCGUAAUAAUGAUUACCUUUUAAUUUAUGGGUUGCCUAAGUAUGCCGUAACCGCGUAUCCGGUUUGUUUCUAAAUAUACCUGCCUUCAGUGCGUUUUAAAAACGUGCACAUUUUUAAAACGAAUUCCACCAAUGAGAGCCAAGGGAAAAUUUCCCUUCUCUGACUUUAUGCUCAUAAUAAAUCAGCUGGAGAUAGCAAUCUCAAUUCCAGUUGCGUUGAAUUCGACGAAGACAGUGUCUGGUUUCGUAGACUUUACACAAUGUCUUCCCCUCGCAGAAGCUUCAAAGCAACGUUGAUAAAUCACAUAUUUUACUUGUUGUGGAUCCCCAUUGGUAAGUGUAUGUAUUUUGUUAUUUUUGAGGGUUUUAAAGGUUCAAUGUCACCAAACAAUCUAUAACAGACUCAUAACAUCCCACAUCGGAAAAACAGUUCAGUAAUACUGUAUUUUAAUAAUUAACCGUCACAGUUCAUCAGAUAGUUUUAGUGUCUAAUUUUAUUUCAUAAUUUUUAUUAAUUCGCAAUGCUACAGUCUAGAAUUCGCCCUUUUCUCGGCAAUAACGGCUGGUUAGCUUUCGUUCAUGCUAUUUUAAAGUUCGUGCAUCUAAGUUUUGACAAUCUAAAACGUAAACAGACUUUUCGACAAAGCUGACACUCGUGGGCUUACUGCAAUGUUAUUGAUCAGAAAACAGCUUAUUAAUUUGAUUCAUUCACUUGAGAUACUUAACAAAGCACACUGGUACUGUGCCAGUGCUAUUACAAGCGACACUGUGUUUAAAAACGACACAGUUAAACAACGAUAUUUUAAUACUCCCCUGGUGGUGUGUUUACAAUAAAGAAUAAUAGGGACAAUGUACGUUAUUUUUGAUGACGUAGCAGUGUACCCCCAAAAUAUGAGGUAAAUUUUAACCCCCCACUCAGCCAAAAUUUUCUACACAGUUUCUGUGCUCAUAAUGGACUAGAGCGAAUUUCGCAAGGUACCCAGACUAAGCCCGUGAUGUUAGUGGUGUGCUAACUUUGCAUUUAUUUCAUAUUUCUUAGUGUUUUUGUUAGGUUUAGCCGAACAUUCUUCACUUGCUCCUUGAUGACAACCGGACUAUUGUCCGAAGAGCGGCAUUCAUUUGAUAUUUCCUCAGUCUUUUUAGCGGAGCUCCACGCGCGCGCGAAGCGCGCGCGCGUGGGCGGAGCCCCAUUGCUAAGUAAAUCUACCCAUCCCAGAAAAUUUGGUAAUCACGUGACCGUACACCGACCGCCCGCCGUCCGUCCGCACCACAGGAAAGCCAAUGUUUACUCUCACACUUUUAGCUAGUUUGGGAGCCCAAGAAAAAACUAGUUGCACAGGCUGCACAUCAAUGUUGUGAUCAAUUGACAGCUAUCAAAACAGGGCAUCCGCUGACAAGUAUCACCUGACCGUACCGCGGGCUCAAGUGUCGACCCAUCGAGGUCGAGUAUUUUUUAAAGUUAUCCGCUGACAAAUUACCAGUUUCAAAUGAUCGCAGGCUCAAGUUUAUUUUUUCCAAGGAUUCAUAUCAAAUAUGUUGUGUUUAUGUCACUAUGGCCCCGCACUAUUAGGAUUUUGAUUUCAAACUGACCUCGGAAGCGAAAAUUCAUCCAGUUUUUUUAAAAGUACAGGCGGGGAAGACCUUAUCUUACCAUGGUCACGCGUUGGUCACGCUCUACGUCCAAUUUUUAUACUCUGAUUGGUCAAAGUUUGACAGGUGAGUUUAUGCGGAAAAAUUAUGCAGCAUCUUGAAAGUAGUUUACUUUGACAGCUGAAGCUGACAGAGUUUUGUGUCAACUUGUGAUGUUUUUAACUGUCUUUUUCCUCUGGAGGUACAAAAUGAAAUACAGCUGCUAUCAAGAGUCUUCUGUUAUUCAUGGCUGGUUUUUUUACUGGGUUUUGGUUGAGAAAUGCGUCGCUUGUCAAAAUUCGGUAAUUCGAUUUCGGAUGGCAUCGUUUUCGUUUUUCACCUUGCUUAAUGCGUAAGAGGAUUUAAAAGUCUCAAGCAACUGUGGCCUCCCUUGAUAGCUUUCAGGAACUGAAUCUCGAAUGGUAAGCCUAAGUAAUUAAUGUAUUUGAUGUUUGUGUUUCAUGAAGUCUUGCACAGUUCACGCUGACAGUUUAUGCGGCAAGUUUAUGCACGUUUGCAGGAUUUGAGUCAAUGAUCUGACCUAGUAUCAGGUUUGAUAUAAGCUUACAGAACUUUAAAAAGCCUUCAGAUAUAUUUGCUCACCACAAAUAGAAAGAAAACGUUCCGAAGGAUAUUUAGUUAUAAAUUUGGCUGUAGAAAGAAAACUUUGAGCGAUUUUCUUGCUUCGAGGAGUUCACCUUCGAAAACAGUAAACACCGCGCUGGGAAGGCGGCUAAAAUAUAAACUUAAGCUUUACGCUUAAAGACUCAGGAUUUUUAGAGACACUUUAAUACUUGUCUUCGUGAAUGAAAAUUGUUGUCUCUGUAAAUGUUUCACGGAAUUAUAUCUCUUUUUUUAAUUGUUAGUAGUUUCUCUUGCAAUUUUAAUCGAUUGUCCGGGCCGAUUGUUUUCAUCGUUCAUGACCAUCGCUUGCAGGAGUACUCAAAAAUGUCGCGCGUAUCAAACGCCUUAUAAGAUUACACAUCGUUGUAACUAAAACCAUUAAAUAACAAAACAAAUAAUAAUAAAUUCGCUAUUAUGUUGAAGCGUAACUCUGUUAAAGUUCAUUCAAACACUUGACCACACUGACAGCUCGCACUAUAGAAACAAGAACCAGCUGGCCGUAUGAGUGAUUUUGGAAAUUUUCUGAAAUUUUUGAACGGUUUGGCUCGUGGUGAAUAUUGACUGAGUGAAAAUUGUGAAAUACCGCAUUCUGUCCGAGCUCUGUAUGAUAAAUAGUACUGUUUCACCUCAAAUGUGGUGUAUAAAAAUUAUAAAAGGUUGGUUUAAACACCCCCAGAUUUGUUGGCAAGAAUUUGUAAAGUAAACCUGUCGAACGCAAAAAAAUUUGGCGUGAUUUGUUUUCCAAGAAUUUGCUUUCCAGGCCUAAUCUACUGUGAUCUUGAAUGUGAUCGAAGAUGUUUGCUAUAUUUUGGGUGUACAUAUAAGGUUAUCAAUUCGAUGUAAGACGUUUCACUCUAAAAUAACUUAGCCUUUCCCUCAAAAGUCACAUGGAUGUGCCCUUAAGUUAAAUGAUUUGUGGAUUAAAAGUUUAUUGUUUGAUUUAAAUUAUAAAUUUAUUAAAAUUGGAGCUUCGCUUUUAGCCCUGGCUAAAUCUAUAUAUUAUUAAUAUGUUUUUAAAGGUUUUUCACUUGUUUAGUGAUGACAACCGUUGAACUCGUUGAAGAAAAACUUCAUAUUUUUCUUGGCGGUCUUGUGAUUUAUUGCUUACUUAUGCACAUUUUUCAAGCACCUUUCUUAUGACGUCACUCGGUCGAAAAUUCUGAGAUGAAACCUAGUUCGCGACUUCAUCUGACUCGUCAUAGAGAGUAAACGUUUUGGACGUGACUUUUUUUGAAGGAAGUAAGAAGUUUUCAAGAGUUUUCAUUUUUAACGUUGCUGCGCCUCAAGACCCCCAAACUCGAAAACCACGGGGCGGUAAAUUUAAAUGAAAAGAUGUAAAGAAAAGAUGUAGGCUACUUCUAGCAAAGGCAGUAUUAAGAAAGCAUGGAAACCUAGAUAGCGGCUGCUAGAAUUAUAGCCGGUGUGUUCGAGUCUGUCCCACAUCUACAGAGGGUCAUUUCCCCCCUCUACUCAAUUUAUUAGACAACCUACUAGGUUACAGCAUCAGUUAAACAUCUGAAAAGCAAUUUCUAGUAUCAAUAACGUAACAACUUGAUGAUGAAGAGAAAACUCACGACCUUGACGGAGUUUGUGUGCCGCACAUCCAGCAAUUCAGUAGCUGCUGAGCUGUUACAGUCCCUGGUUCGCUGUCUCUAAUAUUUAUGAAUUAGACGAUACCCCUGAGUACAAAUUCGACUUUAAAAAUUCAGCUUAGCUGCAAUUGUGGUUUCAAAUUAACGACACGAUCAAAGGCGUUACUCUUACAAACCUGGGAUCAAAUUCACAAAUAAAGCCAAGGAGCAAGUGAAGAAUGUUCGGCUAAACCUAACAAAAACACUAAGAAAUAUGAAAUAAAUGCAAAGUUAGCACACCACUAACAUCACGGGCUUAGAUCUAUUGUCGCAAAUCCUUGUCAACCGGACCCAAGAAAGUUUUGCUGACUUGGCUAAGCCAUAACAAAAUCAAUCAAAUUUUGUCAUCGUGCAUCGAGCCUGGAUUCCAUUGAUGGUGCAUAGAUCGUGCCUUUACCGAGCCUUGACGGUGCCUUUAUCGUACAUCAGAUCGUGACUUUAUCGUGCGUAUUUUGAGCCUAUCAUCGUGCCUUCAUGGAGCCUUUUUCGUGCGCAAAAAGCUAGCGCGGAAAAAUGUUGAGGCAAAUUGAGCAUAUCUCCUCUCUUGCAAGUCAAAAAUGCGCUGGUAUACAAAUGAAAAGUAGAAGUCGAAAAAAUACUCAGAGUCAAUUUAGCUUUGGCCUAGUUUUAGUGACUACACUAUUCAAAGAUUUUCAUUCAGCCGGGGUUUACUAACUUUCUUAAUUUUUUUAUUUUUAUUUUUAGUGACCAGAGUUGACACCUCAUUGGAAAUAUGCUCGGAGGAGGAAAUCGAAUUCUAUUGUCCACCACGUGACCAGGCUGUUAAGAGUAAUCAGUACCAGAGUCUUCUAUGGUCUGUGUUCGACCCAAUGAACCCAUCAGCUAAAAGGGAGAAUAUAUUUUAUUGUGGUCAAAACCCUGUGAACUGUCACACUUAUAAAUUGAGCAGUUAUGAUGGACGAAUCUCUGUCAGAAGUCCUGUUCCAGGGAAACUGUUUCUGAAACACUUGACCAAGAAUGAUUUGCUGACUUACACCUGCCAAAUACAACUUAAAGAUAUCAACCUAGACCGACUUGUUUAUAGAGUGAACAUUUCCUCUUCAGUUUAUUGUAAGUUUUUAGUGAUUUCUUUUUCUUUUUCACUGUGUGUCCCCCCUCCAAUACGUAUGGCAAACAAAAUUAAAUAUAUAUUUUUCUCUGAUGGGGAAAUCAAUCCAUUCAACCAAUUAAAUCAUAACCCGACAGGGAAUUUUUAAUUCGAUGCGCAGUAUUAAUAUAAUUCUCUCGUCAUUCUCACUGUUGUUUCCGGCUGCUUAAUUCAGUUUGCACUUGUUUUUUUUUUCUAGGUCUGACAGCGCGUAUUGGUAAAAACCUUAGUUUGACCCCGCAAAAAUUUGCAGAAGAACAAUUGUCGAAAACAUUAUUCGAUGAAGAUAUCUGGUGGUCCAUGAUUGAAGACAAUGGAAAGAAGUGUACAUUCCUCUACUGUAAUGCCACAUCAUACUGUACUUUUUCAAACGAUCCUUGCUAUCAAUCCCGACCGGAGUUCUCCAAAAGACUUGAGCUCAAGGGAUUGUCAUUAAUUUUGACCGAGGUCGGGCAGGGAGAUCGUGGGUUAGUAUUUCAACGGCGAAUUCACCCUAACAGGUUGAUGAAAAGAGGAGACAAGCCGUGGCAUGAAUUAUAUACGGUGAAGAUUCAAAAUGUUCUACCUUCAGGUUAGUGGUAUUUAUCUGUUUACGAUGCACCUCUGGAUAAACCAUUACCCAGAGGUAAUUCUCCAGCAGGGAGGUUUGAGGAUAGUGCGGGCUAGUGGGGACGGUAGGGGUAACGGAAGGUUAGAUGAAUUACUUAUGGAGCGACCGCUGGCCAAUUUACCGUCAGUAACUUAUCAAGUUCCCAUGAUUACCCGCGAGCCUGACCCGAGACCACGAGGUCAGCAAGAAUAAAAUGUUGUUUUUGUGUUACGAGAGCCUCCACGAAGAAUUGCGUUUAUUGGAAUAAUCAAAACGGUCCUUCGAGCCGGAUUUAAACUGUCUAGCCGUCUUUAGGAUGGUUGAAGAUAAAAAGGUGCACUUCUUGAUAGAGCCGCUCCAGUUUAUAUGUAGGUAUUUGCCGCGGAGUAGCCUAGGAUAGGGUGCUGAUUUAAGGAUUUUUAACUUUUACUGAAUGAGGCUUGGUAUGAUUUGUAGACAAUAUGCAAAUUGCGAAGAAAGAACGGCCUCAGUGAAUAACAUCCUCCGAGAUCAGCAUAACUCUCCACAUCAUACAGAGCCGAAUUUAAUAAUUAUGUUAUUCUUCAUUCAUAAUAUUUCUAAGUUUUUAACAAGCCUACCUCAUCGUAGACUUUCUUCAAAACUUUGGGCUAUUUCUCGGCACGGUUUCAGGAUUAAACAGAUUUUCUUCAGUGGAAGAUACUCUUCUAUCGAGCAAUAUGUUUUGCUUAUUCUCCCAUAAUGAUUUCGUCCGUUUCGUUUUAGCCAGAGAUUCGGUCAGCCAUUUCGUUUUCGGAUAGCCUUAAACGCUAUUUUUUCUAGUUCCCUCUUGAAGAACCAACUAGGCGGUCGCGCCUGGAAUCUAUGUUGAUGGAUGGUAUGUAUGGUUUGUUGCCCAAGGAGCCUCAUUUCGAGUCAAAUAUACAAUCGAAUAGAUGGUAUAUUGCUUGGCUCACAUCUUCCAAAUUUGGUCAACUGCACUUGGUUAUGAAGAUUAUUAGCCGGGGGCUUUGAACCAAUCAGAACGGUGAAAUAUUUUGAAUGAAUUUUAAAAAGAAACUAUCUUGUAUAAUAGUCACAUAUCUAAAAAUAACAAUAAGGAUACUAAGUGUAUUCUAGAAGCGAAAUUAAUAGAAAAAUAGAGACUUGGAAACGAGAAUAAGAUUUUCUACCUCUGAUCUAAAAGAUAGUUUCAAAAAUAAAGCUGAAAAGGUACGCUAGACUUAUGAAUAUUGGGGCGAAGUGACCGUUUGGUGCACCUAGGUCUAAAUGAGAUUUUUACACUUGCCUUUACAGAUUCAGAUCCCAGCAGCACUAACCCGCAAAGUACUCCUACAGAUGAUAGCAGUACGACAUAUACACCGACACCCUCAACUGGUUGUUGCCAAGUCUCCUGCUCUACUUUCACUGUAUUGGCUUGGUUU
This is a messenger RNA of Porites lobata, 33259 nucleotides long. NCBI's taxonomy places the organism in Eukaryota, Metazoa, Cnidaria, Anthozoa, Scleractinia, Poritidae. The record is from the annotation of a GenBank genome assembly.